AUGUUACCGUCGCCAUCACCGGCGACUCUUCUCUCUGCAAACACAAAUUUAGUUGUGGCGAGUACCGGAGAAGAUAAGAAGAUAUCCCUGUGGAGGAACAAUAGGCAGGGUUUAGGAACAGUUCCAGUUACUGGCAAGGACGGUGGUGAUAGUGGCGAGGAAUGUUUAUCGGCUAUCAGCUUCAGCAGAAAAGGGUCCAGCUUGAUGGCCAGCUUUAUCCAUAAGAAUCACAACCCAACCCUAGAUAACCACUUUAUUGCAUCAUCAUACUUAUCAAAGCCCUUACGCUUAGCUGAUGUAACUGUGGAGUUGGUUGCCACCCAUCUCGCCACCCGACGCAGCCCCACUGUCAAAACUUUCAAAUCAUUCUGCAGUGUAGCGGAUGCAGCUGUGGUACUGGAAGCAAAGAACAUCGAUAAUGGAUCAUCGUUUACACGUUAG
Messenger RNA from Microthlaspi erraticum, 441 nucleotides. The record is from the annotation of a GenBank genome assembly. NCBI's taxonomy places the organism in Eukaryota, Viridiplantae, Streptophyta, Magnoliopsida, Brassicales, Brassicaceae.